AAAAGAAAGUAAAUAAUUUGGGAAUUGUGUUUUCUACUUUUCUAGCGUAAAUAACAAUAUUAUGCAAUAAACAUGGCUAAAUUCAGCCUUAAAAAUAGCGACGAAUACUAUUUAGCGCUUUCAGAACAACCAAAGAGAUUCGAUGCUGAUAGCCCUGUAACAAACGUGUUUUUCGAUGAUACUAAUGGACAGGUUUUUACAGUGCGCUCCGGGGGCGUUACAGGCGUUACGGUCAGCGGGAUGGACGAAUCCAAGUCAACAUCCUUCAGAAUGGAAGACAGAGGUCCCAUAAUCUCGAUCAAAUUCUCUCCAGACCACAAUAUCUUGGCUAUUCAAAGAAAUCUAGAUAGCCAGGGGGCUAAUGUGGAGUUCGUGAAUUUCAAAGACUUGGUUCCUACGAACGUCGAAUAUUCGCAUACAUGCAAGUGGAAGAAUGCUAAAAUAUUAGGGUUUGUGUGGCCGAAGGUGAAUGAGAUAGCCUUUAUUACGGACCAUGGAAUUGAGCUGUUGCAAGUUUUUCCAGAGAAGAAACAAUUGAAGAGCUUGAAAACUACUUCAUUCAGUGGGGCGUGGUUCUCAUGGUGCGCUCAGAGCAACAUAGUGCUAUUGGCCGGCAACAAUGGAGCCUUACUGCAGCCUUUUGCUUUGAACAAUUCCACCAUCAGCAAGCUGCAGAAAUUGGAAUUGGACAAGCCUGUAGUGGAGCGCGAUGUGAUGUUACUACGCCUCUGCGCCGCCACGUGGUGCGCCGUGUUCAGACACGCUAGCAGUACCUCUGUCCUAGCCCCCGGACCCACUGAGUUGUGGCUACUACCCGUGACCGGCGGCGGGCAGACGCGGAUCCUUCGAACAGGUCUCGCGGGGCGCUUCGCCGUCAGCGUGCUUGAUAAUCUCGUUGCUGUACAUCAUCAGUCAAGCCAAACCUCCCAAAUUUUCGACAUAAUGGAAGAAGCUAAAUCAGAGCCGCACGCAACUAUCCACAUCCCUGUGGUCCCUGCGCACACUAUGAGACCAGCUUACGUCGACGGUCAACUCUGCCCUAUGUAUUCAGGUAACUGGGUGGUGUUCCAACCUGACUACAUCAUCGACGCUCGUCUAGGUUGUCUGUGGCGAGUCAAACUUAUUCCCUCUGGGCUGGCUCAUGCUGUGCCGAAAGAUGAGAUAUCGAAGAUAGUAGCAGUGUUGCUCCGACGGACAGACGGAAAAGAGACUAUCUACAGCGUCUUAGACCAGCUGGUGUCCAGCCCAGCCACGUAUUUAGUCCAACUGUCCAAAGUGUUUGAUGAAAUUAAUGCAGUGUACAGGAAAUGGGCGGACCAAGAAGUGGCACGUAACACCGCAGGCGAAGCUGGAAUUCCUGCCGCCCCAUCUGUGCUCAUCACACAAGAGCAUAUGUGCACGCUGCUGCAGCCCCACAACAACUUGGUGCAGGUGGUGACAGCCUACUUGGCAUCUCUAGCUCGCCACAACAUAACCGUCCAGCAUACUUGCGCGGCGCUCUGCGUACGCGCACUGGUAACAGGCGGAGCGGCUUCUCGACUUCGCGCCUUAGCUAGACGAGGCGCCCUGGCUGAUGCCAGGCCGCUGGCGUGCCAGUUACUGGCGCUAGGCGGGAAGCACAGCCACCACGCUCAGUUGGCUCUGGACAUGAUGUGGAGACUAGACGCCGUGCAGGAAAUCGAAGAGGUCCUCCUAAGCUGGAACGAGCCAGUCUCCGCCAUCGGCGCGGCGAAGCAAGCCGGCACCCACGUGUGGCACGCCAUACCGGCCAGGAAACUACUGCAGGCCGCCAAACAGUGCGCGGAGCAGAACGGGGACCCGGGCGCCUUCGCGGCCGUGUAUAGGGCGCUGCAAGCGAGGAACGAAAGGAUAAGAGGGGCGCCACAUUUUCUGAAAGGCGAACAAUGCGACGCGUAUGUAGAAUACUACAAGCAGAUCAUGUCGGAAUGAAACAACUCAGCGUCUGACAGGAUUUGAUUUGGAUUUCGUCGCUCAAGUUGUGUCUAAUACAAGAGUUAUUGAUAGGAGAAAUUAAUAGCGGUAAUAUGAAAAAAAUGUGAUUUAUGGUAUCGUGAGCUAUCGUUUUAAUGUGACAAAGUGGGACCUUUGAUUAGACUUCGACACAAAUCUCCUUUAAAUCCCAUAGGAACAUCAGCUUUUCAUAAUUUUUUUUUUUUUUAAUUAUAAAUGGGCUUACUCUUGGCCACUGACUAGCCAAAGGCAAAAACGUGGCCUAUGGAGUGAGCUCUCCCAGAAGAUGCCUGUUCAUACUUGAUUUGAAAAUUGAUUUUACGUAUACUUAGUUGGUUAUGACGUUAUGGGUUUUGAUAAUAUUUGUUAGUACCUAAGUAAAAUUAAAUUGAUCUGUGAUCAUUGUUAAAAUAAAAAUGUAAUUAUGUGUUUGUUGAAAUGAAGACAAUUUUAUGUGUACCAAAUGUUGAUGGCCUCAAGGCUUUGACUGUUAUGUCCUAUUUAGUUGAUUUUUAAAGUUAUCUUUUAACAAAAAAAUGCGUUCCAGAAUUCGUCAUUGCAUUUCAUUUCAUGUAACUUGUUAUGACAAAGUUCCAAGUUAUUUAGUUGAAUAGACUACAUCCUAUAUUAGACAGAAUAAAAUUGUAUUACAUUUAUUACAAAAUAAGAAAUAUUAUUAUUAAUUUAUAACUGAUUAUAUAAUCAAAUGAAUAUAAUAUAUUUGUGAAAAAUAA
Leguminivora glycinivorella is the source of this 2705-nucleotide messenger RNA. It is a transcript of the gene Bulli, whose product is annotated as regulator of MON1-CCZ1 complex. Gene Ontology annotation, biological process: regulation of autophagy. The record is from RefSeq and is a predicted model, not a curated record. Gene Ontology annotation, cellular component: Mon1-Ccz1 complex; lysosomal membrane; late endosome membrane. Lineage: Eukaryota; Metazoa; Arthropoda; Insecta; Lepidoptera; Tortricidae.